Messenger RNA from Fukomys damarensis (Damara mole-rat), 2872 nucleotides. It is a transcript of the gene Iftap, whose product is annotated as intraflagellar transport associated protein. The record is from RefSeq and is a predicted model, not a curated record. Lineage: Eukaryota; Metazoa; Chordata; Mammalia; Rodentia; Bathyergidae. Gene Ontology annotation, cellular component: cytosol; 9+0 non-motile cilium. The transcript is spliced from 7 exons. Gene Ontology annotation, molecular function: intraciliary transport particle A binding. Gene Ontology annotation, biological process: acrosome reaction; spermatogenesis. The coding region runs from base 167 to 898 and encodes 243 amino acids.
CUUUCUGUAUACCCGGGUAGCUAUGAUCAUCGCUUUUGUUGCUCCAAGAGGGGAAGACUUCUAGGAUGGUUCUUUGAAUAAGGACGCCAAAAGUGCGAAGUGACUAGAUGUGAGCCGAGGCGCAGACCACUGGGUCAUGCGAGAUACAGUGGCUUCCUGAAUAGGAAUGCCUUCCCUGAUAAAGAGACUGGAUAUAAUGGACGAAGAUCAAUUAAUGGAAGAAGUCUUGGCUAAGUUUAUUAAUUCUCAUGAGCAGACGUAUGAAGAAUUUCUGAGCACUUUCACUCAUCUUUCAAAAGAGGAUAACAUGACCAAAAGGGGAGCAUUUGGGCCAGAUGCUUCAGGAAACACGUUUACCUCAGUAGAAUUUACUCGUAAAAGUGAACCGCAUGACCAUCAUCUUAGAAAUAAGUCUACUUUUCUUUGUACUUCAUCAGAGCGUGUAGAAGAAGAACAGAUAGUGUUGGACGAAGGCCAAAAGGCUGGCAGUUUCUUUCAAGGUGAUCUGAACUGGCGAGGAAAGGUGAAGGUGGACAAUUUCCUAGAUUUAGAAGAUAUGGAUGUAGAUGAAGAAAUGGAGCCCCAAAUGAGCAAAGAUUUGCUGCUGCUUCCAGGAGAAGUGGAAGAGGACAUAAGCAGCUGUGUUCCUUCUUACAUUCCUUCUGCAUACCAGUCAUGUACCACGGAAGAGAAGCUGAAGCCCACUAUGAAAGGAAAAGAACAAAAGGAGGAGAUACUCGGAGAUGAAGUUCAGCCCUUUUCACUGGAUGAAGACUUUGAUUAUGACAGUGUGACUCUGACUCCCAAGUUCACUUCCGCAGAGAUGGAGACCCUCAGGGAGCGACUGAAGCAAGAGAGAAAGAACACCAACCCUUACGUACGGGAACCCCACAGCUGAUACACAGGGCAUCUGUGUAUUUAUUUUUAUUUUGUUCCUAUUCAAACAACAUUAGAAUAAAAUAUAAACCAACUAUAUUUCCCUCUGUGGAAAUUUAUGUGAGUGCAUUCAGCGAUCAGUUACCUAUCAUUGGGAAAAUGGGGACAUUAACAGAACCAAAGCGAUUACUUCCCUUCCUGAAUUUUCUCUGCCAUAUCAUUGUAUCCUGUGACCGGUUGGGCGGCUAGGAAUGGGAAAUGGGAACAGGAGUGGGCACCUACUAAAGGGUCCCUUUGAUGAAAGAGCUGCAUAAGGUCCUGUGGGGUAUUGGGAUGAAGAUGUGAAACAUGAUCUCAUCUUCUUGGAGGUGAAGGACGAUUACACAUGUAAAAGAACACAGAGUGAAAUUGCUUAUAUGAGUAGGUCACUGGCCCUGGCUUUUUGUAGGAAUAGCAGAAUCCGUGUGAGUGUUGAGAGAUUAUGUUCUGGGAUGAACUGAAAGGGCUUUGGUGAAAAAGAAGACAUCUGAGAUUUGAUUAUGUGUCAUUCACAGAAUCCUUGCAGUUUAUUAUUACCAUUAAACUACAUGUGAUGAUAAAGUCUCUGUGCUCUGUCUCUGGAAGAUCAAAAUACAGUUUGAAAGGGCAAGAUGACUAGAGAAGUAAAACCUAUUAGGACACGCUAUUUAUGUAGAAUACCCACAAGUGCUUGAAGGGGACAGGAAAGAUGGGUAAAGGCCCAGAACAGGGCCCUGAUGCAAUUUUUAUUGUUGAACAUAUCCGUAGCAAAUCAAAUGUAUUUAGUCAUAAUUAGUUUAAUUUUAUUUUCACCUUUUAGUAGACUUUAAUUUUAAAUCAGUUUUAGGUUCACAGCAAAAUUGAAGAAGAAAGUGGAAUGUCCGCAUACACCCCCUGCCCCUACUCUCACUCCCCAACUACCUGUACUCUGCACCAGAAACUAUAUUUGUUUUGUAUUACUUGUCCUUUUCUUCCCCUGGAGUAAGGCCGCUUCACAUGAGAUCUACCAUCUUAAAUUUUUGAGUAUGUAGUACAGUGUUAGGAACGAUAUGCAUAGUAUUAUACAGCAGCUCUCUAGAUUUUAUUUAGGUGUAACUUAAACUUCACGUGCACUGAACAGUAACUCCUCAUUUUCCCCUCCGCCCCGGCCCCCAGCAACAACCAUAUUACUCUGUGCUUUUAGGAGUGUGAUUAUAAUGGAUGCUCCGUAUCUGUGAACAGGUAAUAUUUGUUUUUCUGUUAUUGGCUUAUUUCACUUAGUGUAAUGUCCUCCAGUUCAUCCAUGUUGAGUACGGCAGGAUUUCCUUCUUUUGAGAGGCGAACAGUAUUGCAUUGUAUGUGUAUUCUCCCUUCACUUAUCGGUCACGGGACAUCGAAGUUGUCUCCAUAUCUCGCCAUUGUGACUAAUGCUGCAGGUGUUACAUGCAUGCUGUGUGUGUAUGAUGAAUCGUGUAUAAGCAUGUGUAUGUAUUCAGAAAAAUUCCAUUUAUAUUCUUUACAGAAGAAUGCUCUCAAUUUCAUAUCAGGGCAGAGUCAAAUGACUUGCACAUGUAUUUUUAUUUAUUCAACAGAGUUUCAUAAAACACCAUUUAUGUCAUAGGUCUCAUUUAUAUUAGGCGAUAGAAAAGAUACAAGUAAAUUAAAUGUGGUCUGAUUUAGUGGGGAAGAGAGAUGAAUACACUGAUAAUUAUAGUCAAGCUGCACUGUCUGAUAUAAUAGCUACUAGCUGUGUCCUAGUGCACUAGAGCACUUGAAAUAUGGUUGGGAUGCCUGAGCAACUAUCUCGUGUUUUUUAAUGUUUAUUUCAAUUUAAAGUUAAAAAUUUGUACUUAAUUCUGCUAUUGGAAAACUUUCACUUACAUUUAGAACAACCUAGGUAUGUGAAUCUACUUUUUCAAGUGUAAAUUUUAUGAAAUCUGAAUACAAUUUUUUAUGGCAGCUUAGUGUCUAAAUUUAUAAUAUGCCAGAAAUGUAAAAU